ACCACUUUUCCAUCACACACUGUAUUUGAGUUGAGUAUACCUCCAUCCUUACGAAUAGCUAAUUUUCAGUGACAAUGACGCUUAAAGCCAAUUUAAUUGCAGGUGACGCUCCCAAGUAAACGGAAACUCCGUCAUGAACACAGAAGCCCGUCCUGGAUAUAAAGAAUCAUCCACGCAAAUCGUGCCUUGUCCGUGACUAUGCUCCAGAGCGGCACUGCACUCCUUAAUAGUCCUCCAGUCACUCCUUAACAGUCCACAAUGAUGCGACACGCAUUGACUUUACUUCUCCUCUCCACGGCCAUCAAUGGCCAGAUCGCUUCUCCCGACAGUCCUUGCAACCCUGAGUCGCAGGAUGACGGCGACGUUUUGGCCGAGAGAGCCGUCAACCCUAGCAUCAAGCCCCUACCAAGCGUGAAGCCGGCACCAGGCCCGAAGCCGGCCCCGAGCGUCGUGCCUCCCCGAAACCAGACGUCCUCUCACAUCCCCACGACGUUCUCCAAGUCUGUUCGCAUCACCACAUCCUCUCAUUGGAGCAGCUAUGUGCCAUCCUCCUCCCGAAAGCCGACAUGGAGUCAGCCUCCUUCCUCUACCCGGAAGCCCAGUCAACUUCCUUCCUCAACGUGGCAUAGCAGUGCCAUGAAGCCGUCGUCCACUCCGGCUCCGGUCCAUGUGAGUAACGGAGAGACAGUUGCCGCGGCCGUCGGCGCGGUGAUCAUCGGAGGAAUCUUGGGCGGCUUUGUCAUGGCGCCCUCAGGUGCGAUCCUCCCCAUUGCGGCUGGACAAACUGCCGUAUUAUCAGCGGCCGCCGGUUCCGGAGCCGCUGGAUCGAUGCCCGAAUUUGAACUGGAUCCUAUCGACGAUAAGCCUGACCUGCCUGAGUCCGUUCCGGAGGUUAAACCUACCCAGCAGAAGCCGACUGAGAAGCCCACCGAGAACCCUGCGACACCCACGCAGGUCCCGACCCCCUCGCAGUCUUAUGAUCCGGAGACUGCCUCCGAGACCUACGAUCCAUGGACUUCCUCUGCUGUUCCAUGGUCCUCUUCGGCUCCCCCAUCGGAGUUCCCUUCCUCGACCAGCGCGCCCUUCUCCUGGACAUCGUCGGAGCCUGCCUCCUCUCUUGUGACGACCUCCUCUGUGUGGAGCACUACCAUUGCCACGUCUACUUCCUCGGCUGCCCCGACCAGCACGGCUCUCAACUGGAUCGAUCAUGACAAGGUCGCCGCCUUGAACGAGGCCACGUCUCUAGGUUUGGAAGGACAACUUCAGCUCCGUUUCAAUCCCGAGCUCUUCAUUUCCGGAGGUUGUGAUCCCUACCCGGCGGUCGAUGCUUUUGGAAGCCUCGGAGCUGGUUUGAGACCUACUGGUGGAGGACGAAGCGGAUGCGGUAAUGGCGGCACAGGACAGGUCUACGUCCGACGUGGAAGCAGUCAAGGCCGCACCGCCGUCAUGUACUCCUACUACUUCCCCAAGGUCCGCUGGGCCAAGGGAAACAACAAUGGCCACACCCACUACUGGGCCAGCAUCGUCGUCUGGGUCAACCGAUGGGGCUGCGAUGGCGACUCGGAUGUAUCAGCAGUGUUCCCCGUCGGCGUAUCUUUCACCAAGGACCACACGGUAUGGGAUACGGCGAUGACAGGCGACAUCUCCUACUUGCAGUCGACGCACCCCAAGAUGCAGAUUCACGACAACGCCAUGUCACCGUUCACCGGCGCUGAUGGCGAUAAGGUCUUUGAGCGCACACUUAUCGCUUGGGAUGCCCUUCCCGACGCGGCUGAGCGCUCGCUGUCCGUCGUUGAGUACGAGAAGACUCAGGUGCCGUUCAUCGACGCCAACUUCCAGACCAACCUCGAUGCUGCGUAUAAGGAAAGCUUUUACGGCGCCUUGACUGAUCAGCAGGGAUGCGGCGGCACCAACUAGGUGUGGUGAGCUUCGUGUUCGCCAGGAUAAGUACCUGACGGUAGCUGGAUAGAUGAUGCACUCUGGUACAAUAUAAUCACAAAUUCUAGUCGUUUGGUGUUGAAUAUGGCGUGCAUGUCUGAAGACUCGCUUGGGACCUCUACAACGUUGGCGACAUCGAGCACAAUAGUGACGGAUUUAGUAUUAGUUUCACUGAGUCUUGGCCAGAGACAACGCCCAAGACUUUAUUGAAAAUCAACAGGGUAAAGUGGCC
This is a messenger RNA of Colletotrichum godetiae, 2170 nucleotides long. Its product is annotated as necrosis inducing protein-domain-containing protein. The coding region runs from base 259 to 1917 and encodes 552 amino acids. NCBI's taxonomy places the organism in Eukaryota, Fungi, Ascomycota, Sordariomycetes, Glomerellales, Glomerellaceae. The record is from RefSeq and is a predicted model, not a curated record. The transcript has 2 exons.